This is a messenger RNA of Lycium ferocissimum, 1764 nucleotides long. RefSeq names its product probable strigolactone esterase DAD2. NCBI's taxonomy places the organism in Eukaryota, Viridiplantae, Streptophyta, Magnoliopsida, Solanales, Solanaceae. Bases 161 to 964 code for a protein of 267 amino acids. The transcript is spliced from 2 exons. The record is from RefSeq and is a predicted model, not a curated record.
UCCAUCACACAACUCCUACCCAACAGAAAUUAGCCCCAUUAAACAAAAAAAUAAAAAGAGAACAAAAAUUUAGUACGUCUUGUAUUUUCCAAUCCCCUAACAUAUUCUUCAUUUUUUUUUUUUUUUUUUUACCUCCAAUAAAAAGGGAAGCUAACUCAAAAUGGGUCAGACACUUUUGGAUGCUCUAAACGUACGAGUCGUAGGUUCAGGUGACAGAUUUCUUGUGUUUGCCCAUGGGUUUGGCACUGACCAAUCUGCUUGGAAUCGAAUUUUACCUUUUUUUCUCAGAGAUUACCGUGUUGUAUUAUAUGAUCUUGUCUGUGCUGGCAGUGUGAAUCCUGAUUUCUUUGAUUUUCGACGUUAUACGACACUUGACCCUUAUGUUGAUGAUCUUCUGAAUAUCAUUGAUGCUCUUGGUAUUGAUCGUUGUGCUUAUGUUGGACACUCUGUCUCUGCUAUGAUCGGGAUUCUUGCUUCCAUUCGUAGGCCUGAACUUUUCUCCAAACUCAUCCUCAUCGGUGCUUCUCCCAGGUUCUUGAAUGAUGAAGACUACCAUGGUGGAUUUGAACAAGGAGAAAUAGAGAGAGUAUUUUCAGCAAUGGAGGCAAAUUACGAGGCAUGGGUUAAUGGUUUUGCCCCUUUGGCUGUCGGAGCCGAUGUUCCGGCAGCGGUACGAGAAUUCAGUAGGACAUUAUUCAAUAUGCGACCGGACAUAACGUUGUUCGUGUCGAGGACAGUGUUUAAUAGUGACAUGAGAGGGGUUUUAGGCCUUGUGAAAGUACCAUGCCACAUUUUUCAGACAGCAAGGGACCACUCUGUACCUGCUUCAGUCGCGACGUACCUAAGGUACCACCUUGGUGGGCGUAACACGGUACAUUGGUUGAAUAUUGAGGGUCAUUUGCCCCACCUUAGUGCCCCUACCUUAUUGGCUCAAGAGCUUAGGAGAGCUCUUUCUCAUAGGUGAAUGGUCGCGCUGAAAAAGGUACAGAGUGAUUAAAUCCAUAAAAUUUAAAUCUUGAAUUUACUUCUGUACAAACAAAAAAAAAGAGGAGCCAUGGCUUGUUUAAAUUUUGAACCUUCAUACACUUUGAGGAUUUGUGGAAAAGUUUGGAUAUUUACCAAAUAAGAUGUUGAGAACAUUCAAGAAUAACAAUCCUUAAAAAAAGAUCUUGAAUACACAAACUAUGCACAAGUCUUGAGUGUUUUUUGUGCAUCGGAAGUUACUUAACAAAUGCUUAAAGAUUUUGUUCCUCAAAUUUGUUUUCUUGUUUUUGCUUUUGUGUAGAUUUUCCAAUAAAGUAAGAGAGGUUUUGGUUUUCUUGUUCCAAAUUACUGUGAGGGAAUAAGGUGAUGGAGAUGAAAAUUUUUAUUCACAUUUGGAGAAUUCUUUUUGUCUCAUAAGUUAAUGGACUCAAACUUUAUGAACCCAAAAAUUUAAGAUUUGAGUCCACCAAUUAUAAGGCCAAAAAGAACCUUGUACACUAAUGUUAAUUGUGUGAAGCACAAAAAUAAUUUUUUGAAAGGAGAUGGUGACACCAGGCAGAAUGGGAGGCAAGGGUCCAUUAUUGCAGUAGGAGUAUAAGAUAUGACUACCCAAAACAAGAAGAGGAUAAGAAUCUGCACCUGAACUUCACGUGAUGGAAGUGUCUCCUCUGGACCAUUUCCUCCUUCCUCUUUAAUUUUGUUGUGUUUUUUCAACCCCACUUCUGUUUUUUCCUUUCAACUUCAUUUGGUAUUUUCGUAAGAGUUUGCAUCUUUCUUAAA